Chrysochloris asiatica (Cape golden mole) is the source of this 2283-nucleotide messenger RNA. RefSeq lists its product as uncharacterized. The record is from RefSeq and is a predicted model, not a curated record. Gene Ontology annotation, molecular function: DNA-binding transcription factor activity, RNA polymerase II-specific; RNA polymerase II cis-regulatory region sequence-specific DNA binding. Bases 1 to 2283 code for a protein of 760 amino acids. Gene Ontology annotation, biological process: regulation of transcription by RNA polymerase II. Lineage: Eukaryota; Metazoa; Chordata; Mammalia; Afrosoricida; Chrysochloridae. The transcript has 13 exons.
AUGCCUCCCUCCUCCAACUUGCUUGAGGGCCACAAGCCGAGAUCCAGCUUCAGCUCCGUGGACUGGCUCUCCCAAAGCAGCUGCUCCGGACCAACUCACACCUCCAGGUCCACCGAAGUCACUGGGAGGGGUCUAACUGCCCCCACCUGGGCGUCCAACGGAGAGGAGCCCCCUCAGAACGUGGCCAUCCGCCGGGCUAAGACCUCAGAUCUGCCUGUGCAAGGGACACUUAUGGCUGGACUAAGCAAGGAGCCAGACCCCUGCCGGGCCCCCCGGGUGCGCACAGCCUUUACCGCAGCACAGGUCAGGACCCUGGAGAGUGCCUUCCAGCUUCACCAGUACCUGGGCCCCCAGGAGCGGAAGAAACUGGCCAAAGAGAUGUGUCUCACAGAGGUGCAGAUAAAAACCUGGUUUCAGAAUCGAAGAAUGAGACAUAAACGCCAAAUGCAAGACUCACAACUCAGUGCUCCCUUCGUAGGACCCCUCUACACACCCCUGACCAUGUGUCCACCAUCUCCUGUCCUGGGCAGUGGCCUGCAGCUGCUCUACCCUGGCGCACUCCUGCCCGCACCCCAGGCUCUGGUCUUACCUCCUGCCGCCUUCUGGGGCUCCUGCCCCAUGGAGCAAGCUGUGUUGUCCUCAGCAUGGGAUGUCUGCAGCAGACAGCCUCUGGCAUGCUUUCUCCCUGAACUGGAGGAUCAGGUGUAUUCACUGGCCUCCUCCAGGGGGCCCUGGGGCCUGUGUGCUCUCCCUGAGAAUCGGGCUGCCUUUUGUGGAGAGUGGAAGCCCAGAAAGCUCCAAUGGGGGCAGGUGGACGUUGCUGCCCCUGCCCAGGAGUUCCUAGAAGAGCCGGAGGAGGGUGAGGAGGAGGGUGGUGCUGCUGGCCAGGCCACUGAGGCUGAGCUUGGCAUCCCCGUUCCUGCAUCUUCCAUCGCCCACCAGGCCCCCACCCCGACUCCAUUCCACAGCAUUGCAGGGGUUGGACCGGGCGGACCCCUCUGCAGCGCGCCACUCCCGCGAUGUGGGUUCUGCAGUGUCCCAGAGGAACCCUCUUUUCCCACAAGGUUGAUCCCUUCGGGCCCAGAAAGGAAGCUUGGAAGGCCCUCGGCCAACCGCGGGGAGGAGAACGGCGAGGCCACAUCCUCAAAGAAGUAUAUGCAUAGGAAAAAGGUACGACGAGCCGGUUCUGCGAGAAGUUGUCGGGGGGACAGACGUGUCGCCGCUGCCGCCGGACCCCCAGCGGGUCCUGGGCGGCAGAGUCGAUCGAAGCGGGAGAAAGCUCACUGCCGUCGCCGCCGCCGCGCUCUGCCUGCUGCCGCCCAGCGCGCACCCUUUUAUGCGCUGAGAAGACCUUGGCGAUCCCGCACGCGGCAGCGGUCACAUGCGGUCAUCCGCGGUCUAGUGCCAAGGGCCCCGUCCCACCCCCGCACCUGCGAGAUUGAGACACAAAGCCUGCUCAGACGAGGCUCGGGGCGGGCGGGGCAGAGCCGGGGUGCCUGGGAUCCUGGUGGGGCGGCCUGGCCCGGUACCUCCCGACACUUAUCUCCCGAAGAGCCUCUGCUUGCGUCAGGGGCCCGGAACACGCCGCAGGGAGAAGAUCGCGUCCUGGGAGGGGCCUCUCCAGCCCUGAAAGCCGAGAUAGCGGCGCCUCCGGCAACUCCCUCAGCCUCAAACCGUGGCUACCACCCUACUCCCCAGCCCCCUGCCCGAUUCUGCCAGAACACCCCUGGGGUCUGGUCCUGGGGUGUCCAGUGUCUGGGCCUGGGAGUGCUGAGACCAGCUGUGGGUGCCGGCAGGCUUGGCCAGCCCUCAGCCCAGCUGGAGGAGGGAGCUUCAGCCUGCACCCAGCUGGCUAGGCCGCUGCCCAAGGAUGACUGGACAGUGUGGAGGCUGCAGCCCAGUAGCAGGGAGACUGGGCCCUGCUUUCCUGCUGCAGGCUCAGCCUUGGGCAAGUGCUUCUGCGAUUACGUCAGCACUUUUUCACGGGGGUCCCGAGAGCAAGGCACUGAGCUGAUGCUGGACUACGGAGUUGGGGAGCGUCCACACUCGGGGGGCCUCAGACAGAAGCUCCCCCAGGCAGCUGACCCAGAAACCUCUGUCCUUGUCCUGCCCACCACAUUGCAGGUUAACACCCAGGGCAGAUUACCCAAUAAGCAAGGGCCUUGGCUGGGGGCCUUCCAGCCAAUGGAACUCCAGGGCUCAGUGCAGGCCCAUCAGGGCUUUGCCCUGCACCUCACCUGCACCUCACCUGCACCUCUGGACAAGGGCGGCUGCUGGGGCUGA